This is a messenger RNA of Vigna radiata var. radiata (mung bean), 2785 nucleotides long. RefSeq lists its product as uncharacterized. The record is from RefSeq and is a predicted model, not a curated record. Bases 345 to 2429 code for a protein of 694 amino acids. Gene Ontology annotation, cellular component: cytoplasm; nucleus. Gene Ontology annotation, molecular function: poly(A) binding. Lineage: Eukaryota; Viridiplantae; Streptophyta; Magnoliopsida; Fabales; Fabaceae. Gene Ontology annotation, biological process: mRNA processing; regulation of mRNA stability. The transcript has 9 exons.
UUUUCCGCUAAUCCAAUCCCUCUCCUCUCUAUUGUCUCUCUAUCUCUCUCUCUUUAUAUAUAUACUCUUCCGCAUUCCUUCGUUCGUUCUCCGUGAAGACGGAAACGCGCGGUUUUUCCAUGACUGCGCGAACGUUUUCCGUCACUUUCCCGAUUAAGAUACACUCUCCUAUCUCGCCCCUUCGCAUUCUCUGAUUUCUCUUUGUUCUGAUUCUCUCAUCGCAGAUUUUGAUACGUCUGAGAGCGAGUUAGGGUUUCGGAAGCCUCGCGAUUUGUUUGACAGAGGGAGGGAGGGAGAGUUUCGUUAGGGUUUUUGUUUGCCGAGUUAUUUUUCCGGGAUUGGAGAUGGGGAGCGACGAUCGAGACGGUAAUAGGCUGAUCAAGGCGAAUUUCACCGCCGACGGAGCGGCCAAGCUGAAGGAGAGUGUGAUGGAGAAACUCAAGGAAUUCAUGGGAGAUUAUUCAGAUGACACUCUUGUGGAUUAUGUUAUUGUUUUAUUGAGGAAUGGUAGGCGCAAAGAACAAGCUAGGAAUGAUUUAAAUGUCUUUCUGGGAGAGAACAGUGAUUCAUUUGUAUCAUGGCUCUGGGAUCAUCUGGAUUCACAUUUAGGUUUGUAUGUACAACCUGAAGCAUUGCUGAAUGAAGCUCCUAAAAAAAGUAUUUUAUCAGAGGUUCAAGCUGGGGACGAUGAUUCUCAGCACUUAAAUUCAGUGUCAGAAAGAGGAAAGUCUAAUAAGUUAUCUAGAAGUCGCCAUAACAAAGAUUGGAAAGGAUUGAUGAGGGGAGAAGCUGAACCACCUCCUGUUCGAAGCUCUGUGGUUGACAAUUCUUAUUUGGAGGAAAAAGGUCCACCGGAAGCCAAUUAUGGUCAAAGGUCUCUUUCUCCAAUGCCUCCAGUUCAGAGGAAAAGGGGCCGUGCUGAUGAACAACAGAGAAUAAAGAGGGAAUCUAUCUCACAAGUAAAUAUUGCUGCUCCACGAAGGCUGCUUCAAUUUGCAGUGCGAGAUGCUGUAGCUACUUCAAGGACAGCCAAUACAGGCAUGUUGGAGCCUUCCCUGAAGCGACUGCGAUCUGUAGUUUCUACAUCGGCAGGUGAUUCAGCUUUGGUUGAACGUCCACAGAGGGUGCAGCUUGCUUCCAGGGUGGCAAAUCCAAUGGCUACAGUGAUUAAGGCGGUGGCAGAAGCUGCAGAAGAUGUGAUAAAAUCCAAGUCCUCUGGAAGUGUAUUUGAUAGACUUGGCCGUGGUAUGGAUACAUCAGAUGAUAACCGACAACUUGAAGAUAGUUACCAACAUCAGGAGCAAAAUCAUUUACUCCGUCCUCAAGGAACUGACUACAAUGGGCAGUAUGCUGCAAAUACACCUAUGCUGGGACAUGAAACUGGUUAUCCUUCUGAUUCAAAUUCUUCAGAUAAUGAAGGGUUUGAUGAUAUUAAUACCAUGGGUCGUAGAGUCUCUGGAGCUUCUCAGAUCAGUCCCUCUGUUGGAAGCAGGGGCAAUGAUUCACUGAUGAUGCAGUAUAGUUUAGCAAAAACAGUUGACAAUAGUUUGCACCUAAAACGGAAACAAGAACGAGAGCAACUUGAUGCUUCACCCAACACAUCUCAUAAGAUUGUGAACAUAUUUUCAGUUAAUGUAAAUACUUGGAAGCCACCGAAACGUCAGGAACCAAGAGAGGUUGAAGAAUUUGAUGGUAGUAAAACUUUUUACAAUGAAAGAGGUCCCAGAUCUAGUCUGCGGCUAGUGAAGGAACAUGCCAACGAACAUGGCAACUCACAAAACGUCAGUAAUGGGAAUGUAAACGCUGCUCUUGAUGCUCAGAAAGAGUCUAGCAAGGCACACUUAACUGCUUCUGGUUCUAACGCUGCUGGUCGUCCUUCAGAAGAUGUUGAUUCCAGAACCAUUUUUGUUAGUAAUGUUCAUUUUGCUGCCACCAAAGAUGGCCUGUCUCGUCAUUUUAAUAGAUUUGGGGAGGUUUUGAAAGUGAUUAUAGUUACUGAUGCAGCAACAGGACAACCAAAAGGGUCAGCUUAUGUUGAGUUCAUGCGAAAAGACGCAGCAGAUAAUGCAUUAUCUCUGGAUGGCACUUCUUUCAUGUCACGGAUUCUCAAGGUUGUUAAGAAAAGUGCUGCACAUCACGAAUCAGCUCCAGCUAUUGCAUGGCCACGCAUUUUUAGGGGUUCAGCUUUUCCUUCUGCUAGGUUUUCCAGACAUCCCUUUCCAAGAGGUAUUCCUGGUGCGUUUAGAGCUCGGCCCCCAAUUAAAUUGGGUGCCAGGAGCUUGCAAUGGAAGCGGGAUGCCCAGGGGUCUGACAGUAGUCCAUCUAUGAAUACCGGCAGUGUAGCUGCUCCUGCAGCAGCCCCUGCUACUCGUGGUUUCACCUAUGUCAGAACAGAAUCUAAGCCAGAAAGCAGCUUGGGUACGACGUAGUUUAUUUCUUAAGAUGGUCUUUAGUCUUUAGACUGUGGUUGCAUGUCUGAUGGUAAAAAAAUGAUGUAUGGAGACGCCUGCCCUAAAUUUUGAAUUUUUCAUGUACAUGGAAGGUGGAUAUUUUACUAUCCUAGGUGUCUAUGUAGAGGUAGUAGAUGACGUUUAAGAAUGUUUUUUGUAUUGUGUCCAGUUGAGGCAUAGACGACGAAGGGGAAGGUCAUUGAUUUUAUUGGAGGGAGGUGAAGUUUAGUAAUCCAUACAUUGAUUGUAGGAUGGGCCCUCUGUAGAGUUGGCUACCACGGGAUAUCAUGUUUCUCUGCAUUAUUUUUGGUCAAAAGUGUGUUACCUUUGAAAAA